UAUUGCAUAAAUUGAAAACCCAGUCCUUCCGAAUACCAAAAACCCCACACCAAAUCAUUCUCAAAAUCAUGAAUUCGAUUGAAUCCUUCUUCACCUCCUUAGAAUCACUGCUGAAUCAGGCGUCGUCCAUGGCGGUGGUGCUCCUCCUUAGAGCGGCGUGGAUUUCAUGCACCCUGCCACUUCUCGCAGCCUUCAUUCCUUCUCCCCAAUUCAGCGCAUUUCGCCGCUUCCUGCUUCUCCUCGCCGGCCGCGGCAAGAUUAUGGACUCUUCCUCAACUAGAUUCAGUGUUCCCCAGAGAUAUUUUUGUCACUUUUACAUUGUUGGUUUUAUAUGGACUACUUUUCUGCUUGUGCCCACUUGGAUCUACGCAUACAAAACGGCUCCAGUAGUUUCGGAGUCAUCCCUGUAUUCGGUUAUUGCUAGCCACUUGACUGGAGUUUCGCAAGAGUUUUCCUUUCGCAACUCGCAUUCGUCAAUGGGAGAGUCCAAAUAUGGGAUAUGGAACUCUGUGUUUCUGCUUUUGUUGAUGGAAGCUCAAGUCUUGCGCCGCCUUAUAGAGAGUAUAUACGUAUUCAAGUAUAGUCCCUCUGCGAGCAUGCAUAUUGCUGGCUACCUCACCGGCCUUUUUUUUUAUACGGCAGCUCCACUAUCGCUCUGCUGCACAUACUCUGUGGAGGUAUUCAAACUUGUGGCAAAUUUGCUUGCAGAGUUUAUUGUUAAAGGCAAAGAUAGAAUGCAAGUUACAGAACCUAGUUUCCGGGAGUAUGUGUAUCCUCUUUUGCAACUCAAAUGGUAUGCAUGGAUUGGUGCUGCUUUUUUCUUCUGGGGUUGGAUUCAUCAGUACCGUUGCCAUGCCAUUCUUGGCUCGAUAAGGGAAAAUGGUAAUAAGGUCAAUGAGUAUGCAAUUCCUGAGGGUGGUUGGUUUGAAUACGUUUCUUCCCCACAUUAUCUUGCAGAAUCUGUUAUAUAUGGCGGGCUGGUGAUUGCAAGCGGCUUUUCUGAUAUUACAAUCUGGUUGGUCUUUGUUUUUACGGUGGCAAAUCUCUCCCUUGCUGCUGGCGAAACUCAUAGAUGGUAUGUCCGUAAAUUUGACAAAUAUCCUAGAAACCGUUGUGCUAUCAUCCCUUUCAUUUACUGAUGUGAUUAUCAAUAUAUUCUACCUGUAUACAUGAUAUCCUCGAAUCUUGUUUGUCGAAAUAUAUGGAAAUGCAUACGAUUGAGGCCAACA
Messenger RNA from Salvia hispanica, 1229 nucleotides. RefSeq names its product polyprenal reductase 2. Gene Ontology annotation, biological process: dolichol-linked oligosaccharide biosynthetic process; polyprenol catabolic process. The record is from RefSeq and is a predicted model, not a curated record. Gene Ontology annotation, cellular component: endoplasmic reticulum. Gene Ontology annotation, molecular function: 3-oxo-5-alpha-steroid 4-dehydrogenase activity. NCBI's taxonomy places the organism in Eukaryota, Viridiplantae, Streptophyta, Magnoliopsida, Lamiales, Lamiaceae.